GCCCCUCUGGGCCACCGAGAGGACUAAAUUUAGCUGGUAGACAAGGGGCUGGCCCCGCGCCCAGCGACAGUCGGGCCUUAUAAAGCGGCGGCAGUCGGGGCCCGGCACGCUCCCUCCGAGCCUCCUGCCCACGCGCCCUCCUGUCCACCCUGCCCACCGGCCAGGGCCCGGCCGCCCGCCCGUGGAUGAGCCACAGGACCUCCUCCACCUUCAGAGCGGAGAGAAGCUUCCAUUCUUCCUCCUCCUCCUCCUCGGCCUCCCACACCCUUCCCGCGCAGGAGCCGCCCAUGGAGAAGGCUUUGAGCAUGUUCUCCGAGGAUUUCGGCAGCUUCAUGCGGCCCCACUCGGAGCCCCUGGCCUUCCCAGCCCGUCCCGGGGGGCAGGGCAACAUCAAGACCCUGGGAGAUGCCUAUGAGUUUGCCGUGGAUGUGAGCGACUUCUCACCUGAAGACAUCAUCGUUACCACCUCCAACAACAACAUCGAGGUGCGAGCUGAGAAGCUGGCAGCUGACGGCACGGUCAUGAACACCUUUGCUCACAAGUGCCAACUGCCGGAGGACGUGGACCCCACAUCGGUGACCUCGGCCCUGAAAGAGGACGGCAGCCUCAUCAUCCGGGCUCGGCGCCAGCCACACACGGAGCACGUCCAGCAGAUCUUCCGGACCGAGAUAAAAAUCUGACGGCCUCCCCCUCCCUUCCCCCAACUCCCCCAUCUUCUCUCCCACUGGCCGGCCAGAGUGGCUCUCCUGACCCCCUCAUGACAGCUUCCAGGACAUCUCAGCCCAGGUUCAGGCCCUGACACCUCCACCCCAGACCCCAGGUGGGUCGUCCCCUCCAAAUGUGGCCUUCUGCUCUACCCAGGGCAGGCCAGGGACCCCCUCGCUUCACCCGUGGCCCCCAGAUUCCAGAUGUGGCCUCGUUCACUUAAUCCAGAAUAAAGGGAUUGGGAUGGGGAACAGGAGAUCCUGAAGAACCCAGUUUGGGGAAGGGGGAUUGGGACAGGCAGGAACUCUGGGCAAAUAAUCUGCAAGACAGACAGACAAAUUCUGAUCUAUGGAGUCUCUGCAGGG
Molecule: messenger RNA, 1070 nt
Organism: Mesoplodon densirostris (Blainville's beaked whale)
Lineage: Eukaryota; Metazoa; Chordata; Mammalia; Artiodactyla; Ziphiidae
Gene: HSPB7
Product: heat shock protein family B (small) member 7
Exons: 3
Coding region: 186-680 (164 amino acids)
Biological process (GO): heart development
Cellular component (GO): nucleus; cytoplasm
Source: RefSeq, a predicted model, not a curated record